Molecule: messenger RNA, 1605 nt
Organism: Fusarium redolens
Lineage: Eukaryota; Fungi; Ascomycota; Sordariomycetes; Hypocreales; Nectriaceae
Exons: 1
Coding region: 1-1605 (534 amino acids)
Biological process (GO): protein import into nucleus
Cellular component (GO): nucleus
Molecular function (GO): small GTPase binding; guanyl-nucleotide exchange factor activity
Source: RefSeq, a predicted model, not a curated record
AUGGUUAUUAUGGCAUCUCCAACAACAAACUUAACAGACGAUCCUCUUCACGAGCCGCCGGGUAGCAGUACGCCUGCAAAUAACGUUGCACAUAAUGGUAGAUUCAAGCUUGGUGACUUCACCAAACUGAAUUCCAACAGUCUCGCAAACUGGGCGUCCCCGAAGGCUACAAAGACUUCUGGCUCAACUCCGUCUCUUGGAAACUUCAAGCGGCUCUUCCAGCAAAUUCGUCUCAAUGACAAUGAACUCUCCCAACAGCAGCGAAAGCCAAUGGCUUCUCCAAAGGUACAGCCGAUCACGAUAUUGAAGCGACCUUCUGUACCGCUCUCCAUCAUCAGUGCAGACAGCAUUCCCAAAUCUUCGGUUAUACCUAAGCAUUCCCAUGAAGAAAACCAGGAGCAAGAAUAUAUCGCCGCCUCAAGGCAAUCAGACCGGAGUCUUGAGGCCCGUAUUCAGUCCGCUACAAUGGCAAGCGAAAUCCAUAAGAAGCGAACUGGAAAGGCGUUUCGAAUCACGAGGGCGAUUGUUAUGAAGGAAGAGGUGUACGAGGAAGAUGAUGACGAAUUUCCCCAAUCAAAUCGGCCCAACUUCGACCCAAUUACUGACUCAGAGGCUGGCUGCGGCUCCGACACUGAUGUGUUACCUGCCGCGUCUUACUCAACUGCUGCCUCAACACCACCAAGCUCAAGCGAGUCCCCGCUUAAGCAUUUUGACGAGUCCAAAAAGAACAAUAAAAGUUCAAAUUCGGGCAAGGACAAAGCGCAUUCCAGAGAUAGCUCAGAACCCAACAUAGUGGUCUUGGAUGGCAUUCAGUCAGAUCAUGUCAGACACGUCAUCUCAUAUCAGCAUUUCAAGUAUGGGCCCCUUACUGAAAUUCACAGUAACGUGCAGACCACUGUGGUCAAGCAUGAGGGUCUCAUGAAAAAGCUCGUCCAUGAGCGUGUUAUAGACUCUAUGAUCUGUAGGGAUUAUUCCACCAUCGCAGAGAAUGGAAUUCAUGUCUUUGUCGACAUGUCCAACAUCAUCAUUGGAUUCCAAAAGGCCCUAAGGGCCAAGUUUGGUCUGCCAGAGUCUUCGCGCUUUGUCCCACUCCCACAAAUGAAUCUUGCCUUCUUUCACGAACUUCUUACCCGCGAUCGAUACGUGGAAUGGCUCAACGUUGGCUGCUCUGUGCGCCCCAACCGCAGCGAGCCUUCUUUCGUCCAAGAACUCAAGGGUCUUGGCUACCGCGUCGACCUUCGCAGUCGUCGUCCUGAGCAAUCUGGUUCUGAUGACCACAACACUUUUGAAGCCGGCGGCUUCCGUUAUGUCGAAGACAUGGUUGACGAAACACUCCAAAUUCGAAUCAGCGAGUCUGUUAUGCAGUAUUUCGAGGAGCCCGGCACACUUGUCAUCGCUACUGGUGAUGCUCGGCCGGCCAAGUAUUCAGACGGCUUCCUGACACAAGCCCAACGCGCUCUGAAAAUGGGCUGGAGCGUUGAGGUUGUUUCCUGGAAAGCAAGUCUUUCUUCUGCUUGGAGUACUCUUUUGAAGGACCAAAGCAUCGGCUCCAGGUUCCGCAUCAUCGAACUCGACCAGUUUCUAGACGAGCUUUGGAUCUGCUAG